Messenger RNA from Pleuronectes platessa (European plaice), 6141 nucleotides. It is a transcript of the gene arhgap44a, whose product is annotated as Rho GTPase activating protein 44a. Gene Ontology annotation, cellular component: dendritic spine; postsynaptic density; intracellular anatomical structure. Gene Ontology annotation, biological process: positive regulation of GTPase activity; signal transduction; neurotransmitter receptor transport, endosome to postsynaptic membrane. Gene Ontology annotation, molecular function: protein binding; GTPase activator activity. The transcript has 22 exons. Bases 276 to 3239 code for a protein of 987 amino acids. Lineage: Eukaryota; Metazoa; Chordata; Actinopteri; Pleuronectiformes; Pleuronectidae. The record is from RefSeq and is a predicted model, not a curated record.
CCCUGCCUGUGCGUGUCCGCGGCGAAGGGCUCCAGCAUCACUGCGCAGGCGAUGGAGCGAAUGUAGAGAAAAUAUCAUCGGGAGAAAAAAAAAAGGAAAAAACUUACUAGUAAUCGCGGGACAAGUUUUUCUGCGUCGGCACUUUGCGAUGAGGGAAGGACGAUGUGACGGCGUGGAUUCUGUUUUGCGCCGCUGUGGAGCACGGACCGUCACACUGAGAGAAAUAAUAAUGCGGAGUAUUUCCCCCAUGUAGGUGUUAACGCAGAAAAUACAAGAUGAAGAAGCAGUUCAAUCGGAUGCGACAGCUCGCCAACCAAACGGUGGGGAGGGCAGAAAAAACAGAGGUGUUGAGCGAGGACCUUCUGCAGGUGGAGAAGCGUCUGGAUCUGGUCAAGCAGGUGACACACAGCACUCACAAGAAGCUCACUGCCUGCCUGCAGGGUCAGCAGGGCACUGACGUGGAGAAGAGGUCCGUCAAGUCACCGUCUAAGAAACUACCACUGACGAUCCUGGCACAGUGUUUGGUAGAGGGGGCUGCAGUGUUGGGAGAUGACUCUCUCCUGGGGAAGAUGCUGAAGAUGUGUGGGGAGACCGAGGAGAAGUUGGCCCUGGAGCUCAUCCAGUUUGAGUUCCAGAUAGAGAGAGACGUGGUGGAGCCUCUCUACGUGCUCGCCGAGGUGGACAUCCCCAACAUCCAGAAACAGAGGAAGCACUUAGCGAAACUUGUCCUGGACAUGGACUCCUCACGGACAAGAUUUCACCAGUCGUCCAAGUCGUCCAGUCACCCGAGCACGCUGCAGCCAGGCGCCAAGGCCGAGUCCCUCAGAGAGGAGAUGGAAGAGGCGGCCAAUCGGAUGGAGAUUUGCAGGGAUCAGCUGUCAGCAGAUAUGUACAAUUUUGUGGCCAAAGAAAUAGACUAUGCAAAUUAUUUCCAGACACUGAUAGAAACACAGGCAGAAUAUCACAGGAAGUCAUUAGAAAUUCUUCACAGCAUCCUGCCCCAGAUUAAAGCUCACCAAGAGGCGUGGGUGGAGAAGCCGUCUUACGGCAAGUCUCUGGAGGAUCACCUGAACAUUAGUGGUAGAGAGAUUGCCUUCCCCAUCGAAGCCUGUGUCACCAUGUUGCUGGAGUGUGGCAUGCAAGAGGAGGGCCUCUUCAGAGUGGCUCCGUCAAACUCCAAGCUGAAGAAGCUGAAAGCUUCGCUGGACUGUGGAGUUCUGGAUGUGCAGGAGUACUCGUGUGACCCGCACGCCAUCGCAGGGGCUCUGAAGUCCUACCUCCGUGAGCUCCCCGAGCCACUGAUGACCACUGAACUUUAUGAUGAAUGGAUUCAGGCGUCCAACAUUCAAGAUAUGGACAAGAGGCUCCAAGCAUUAAAUGCAGCGUGCGAGAAACUCCCCACAGACAACUCCAACAAUUUCAGAUAUCUAGUGAAAUUCUUAGCUAAGCUGAGUGAGUAUCAAGACUCGAACAAGAUGACUCCCGGUAACAUGGCGAUCGUCCUCGGUCCUAACCUGCUGUGGACACACACCGAACCAAACAUCACGGAGAUGAUGACCACCGUGUCCCUGCAGAUUGUUGGCAUCAUUGAGCCCAUUAUCCAGCAUGCUGACUGGUUCUUCCCUGGAGAGAUUGAAUUCAACCUGACCGGCUGCUACGGCAGCCCCAUCCACACCAACCACAACUCCAACUACAGCUCCAUGCCCUCCCCGGACAUGGAGCAGUCGGAGCGCAAGCAGCAGCACGACCAGAGCCGACGCCCACUGAGCGUCGCCACUGACAACAUGAUGCUGGAAUUCUACAAGAAGGACGGCAUUAGGAAGAUACAAAGCAUGGGCGUCCGGGUCAUGGAUACCUCCUGGGUGUCGCGUAAGGGUUCGUCCACGCUGACGCGCAAGACCUCCUCCACGCCUCCCGGUUUGCAAGGGCCCGGCUCCCCCGCAGACACACUCAUCCCCGAGCAGCCCGGCGAGCUCACCACCUCCCCGUCCGCGACACCGCCCCCUGCAGAAAGGUUCUGCUCAGACAACGUGUCGCCCAAUCGGCCGGACACCUCUCAUGCCCACCCACCCCCAGGGGAGGACCGGCCGCCCCCCCCUUACCCCAUCUCCUCGUGCCACUCUCUCCCCCACCACUUCUAUCCCAAACCCCCGCCCUGCGCUCGCCCCGUGGCACCGGGUCCAGAGUCCCAGCCCCCCGCCUCACCCCCGCCCCCGAUGCGCUGGUCUGGCUUCACGCCCCCCGCCCCGCCCCCCUCCUCCUCCUCGUCCUCCUCCUCCUCGUCACUUGACAUCAAUUCGAACCCCAAACCCAGCUGCCUGCAUUUCCCCAAGCACAGUCCGCCUGGCGACAUGUCGCAUGCGCCCCCGCCAGAUGCUAAUGCCUCACCACUCUACAUCAAAACCCCCUUGGCACUAACUCGCCACGACCAGUCCUUUGGCAACCCCCCUAGCCUCCCUUCGUCCGCACCCCCGCCCCCGCCGUGGGCUGCCUGUCCAUGUGUCCGAGAGAGAGGACCCCCCAGGCUGACUAGUUCAUUGAAGAGUAAAGAGCUCUCCCCUGUAACUGGACACAAAGGCAUCCAGGUGGCAGGUCCAACAGUCCCUCCCAGCAGCAGCAGCCCGCAGAGCAGCAGCCAGUCCCCCCACUCCACGGAGCACAGUCCCCACACCCUGCACAAAGGUUCCAAGAAGCUGGCCCCUGUCCCUCCCAAGGUCCCUUACGGCCAGUCAGGCGGGAUGUCCGACCAGUCCACAGGUCAGCCGUCACCGGUCAGCCUGUCUCCCACACCACCUAGCACCCCUUCCCCUUAUGGACUGGCCUGCCCUCCAGGGCUAGUGCCCCCAUCCUCACCUGGGCAGACCCCAUUUGGGGCGCCCCACUCCCUCUCCUCCCCUCCCUCCCUGACCGGAACGCUCACCAAGUCUCGGCCCACCCCUAAGCCCAGGCAGAGACCUAGCCUGCCCCCUCCUCAGCCGCCCACAGUCCCUCCUGGGCUCACUGGCCUGGCCAUGGCCCCAGUUCCCCAGCCCCUGGAGCAGGGCCUCCUGGAUGGACUGUCUCCUGGGGAGAGCAUGUCUACAGAUAUCUUCAGUUAUGAAAUCCCCUCCAUCAAUGUCAAUCUGGACAGCCUCAUCGAUGAGUUCAGCGGUGCCCCCUGCAGGAGGUCCCGGGCAGUGACAGACUCUCCAGAGGGAGACGCUGUGCCUGAGGAGGAGCCCCAGAGCACCACUCUAUGACCUAUGACCCCAAGGCAUCGCAGCUUACCAGCACCCCUGUGGCUGUACAUACUCUUAGCUGACGCCGCCGAGGCCUGAUGGAAACACCACUUGGCCUCACCAAUGCCCACCUGAAACCAGAACUCAGACCCUCCCUCACAUCGGCUACAGGCUGCAAAGAACCUCAUCUCUCACAACUGCUCGCUAGAACAUAAAUGUGACAACAACAAAAAAACACCAAAAUGCCAUAGUGGAGGAACAGUUGCCUUUAGGAGGAAAGACUGGAAUAUAAAUGAGUAUUACACUGAAAGAUGUUUUCAGUUUCUUUUUUUUCUUUUUUUUCUGCCUUGCUUUGUUGGUCUUGUUUGAUGCAGUGGUCUGCAUAUUCUGUGCACUUGUUCAAUUUCUUAAUUUUUUUUUUGCCUUAGAACAUGCAAUCAAAUUGCAAUAUGAUAUUCACAAGUUGUGCAACUCUUCGGUUAGGGAAACUCAGAGCCUGACGUGGUUAGGAGCAAUGCCCAUCCUCAGGGUGAAACAGAGUGACGGAGAGAGAGAGAGAGAGAGAGAAUAAUCUGCUUUUAUUGCUGACAGGGUAUUCAAGCUUUGUGCACAUUGAGGAACAUGCUGAGCCCGGCAGGUUUCGCAUGAAAGAUGAAACAUUUGAUUCUUAUUGUCGCACCAGGUUUUGAUCCCCCCUCCCCCCCCCCCCUCCUCUAUCACUUUCAUUCACUUUAAAACCAGCACAGUAUGAGAAGAAUGUGAUUGUAAAUUCAAGUUUCAUCUUUUAUUCAGUUAAGAAAUAAAGAGAAAAAAAAGCACCAAUAUGUGUUUUGCAUGAAAAGCCGAUACGAUCAAACAGUUUCGGCGUCGAGGGCCUCGGAACGGCAGUGUGUUUAUUUUGCGCGAGUGUUUUUGCUGUUGUCGUCCUUGGAGGUGUUACUUUAGAUCAAUCAUGUGAUGUAUCAGUUUGAUGGUUAUGGAUGGAUGGACUACACUGCCUUUAGGUUCACGUGAUUCUCUCUCUUAACCUUGUUUCAAGUGCUUCAGGUUCAGUGACCUUUGACCCCGUGUGUAAAUACAAAGACUGUACAUAAAGCGAUGUACAUAAAUCUGAGAGGUAAAGUAUAUGUAAAAUGCAUAUCUUGAAUAUAUAUAUAAUGAUAAUAUAUGUGCUGAUAUUUAUCUGGUGUAGAAAAUGUAAUGAUUAAAAAAAAUGUGAUGUUAUUUUUGUCCCUGCACACGAUGAACAGGUCUAUUGUAGAUUCAUAGUCUUUCACUUUGACACCAGGUAACUAAGAUGCUGCAGCAGAAUCGCAGAGAGUUAUUUCUGCUAGGAAUCAAAUCUUUCUAUUUCUGCCUCUUGCGCUUUGACUUCAGACAUGCUGGGGUGCUAAUCACACCAAUGCGCUAUCUUUUCCUCUUUUUUGAAUCCGCUACGAUAGAUUCCUCUGUAAAUAAUCAGCUUGGCCAUGCAUAAGGUCCCGCUUGGACCUUUUAAUUCAUCCGUAAUGAGGCAAAACAUUUCUAAGCCUGUAUUGUAGGACUGACUAGAACUGAUUAGAAAUCGAAUUUGGCUCAUUGGCUGUAUCUCCGUCUAAAUUUCAAAAAAUGUUUCGCCACAGACAAGUAAUUAGAGACGUCAGAAGACAAAUGCUGCAGUGUCACUUUUUUAAUUUCACACAGAAUGUCCUAGGAAAAUAAUUUUGUCGAUUUAAGUGCAAUUACAGUGUUUACUGAUCCACCUCAGUCCAAAAAAAGUGGUCAAAGUCACCCUAACCCCAAAACCUUCAGAAAAAAAGCCAUUAAUUCUAUUUUAAGAGGUUGUUUUUCUUUCCGUGUGAGUUUUCUGCUUUAAGAAAUGAUUUCUAGAUUAACCUCUCUCCUGAAUGGAUCCAUGGUAUGCCUCAGUGUGUAUAUGUUUAUGAAGAUAUUGGUGGCGUUGAUGAUUCUGUUGAUAGCUGUGGUGAUUAUAUGACAAACAAUUGCAAGUGCCCUCACACUGGUUGUUAUUUUGGAACUAUAGGCAUAAUAGAGGUUUUAUUGUCUGUGCUGGAUCCAUAGAUUUAUACGAGGAGGCCGGGGUACCUCUGAAUGUGACCCACUCAGAUUUCAAACGGUCGGGUACCUGCUUUUGUAACCGCUAACAGGACAAACGGGAGCUAGUUUUCUGGGGAUGAAAGUUAAUUAGGGCCUGUUGGCAUGUGUUGUUAUCAGUGCAGGGCUGUAUUACUGUAAUGCUUUUGUGCAUCAUAACUGGAACUUACAGCCACCUAAAAGCAUGCAUUCAUAUUCAUUAUAGGUGUGAUUAUUACGCUGCUGAAGAGAGAAAAAAAAACGUCUGUAUAUCCUCCCCCAAAACACAAGUCAUAAUCACAUCUUAUCUUGUUUCAGCCAGUAAACUGAUUUUACUGUCAUGUCUGAGAGUGUUAUUCAUAGGAGCCACAUUUUGCACCAAAGUAGUGCACUGUUCCGUAGUUUUAUUGAGCAUUUGAAAUGCUGUAUAGGCCUAUAUUUCCUAUCUCACCUCACCACCAAGUGUGUUGGUCUAAAAUGAAGCUCAAUUUGUUUACAUUUUGUGGGGGGGGGGGGGAGGGGAUUUUAAAGAAGUUACAAAAAAAAAAGAGAAGAAAAGGAAAAAUCCGACAAAAAGUGUCUUGCAUGCGCUUAGAUAGUCUUUUGAUAAUCCACGUUUUGUGUCAAUCACUGUCUUUUUAGGGAUUGUACGAGGGGUAAUGAACAAAAAUGUGGUUGAUGGACUCCGGAGAAUGUGGAUCGCGAUGAAUGGUCCUGAGUGUGGGGGUUUUUGAGCAAUACGGUAGAGGAGUGGACGUUGCCUGUGGAUGUACUGCCUCCUUCUGCUUUUCACGACUAGUGUACAAACAGAACCUGCCGCUUGUCAAGCCCACCACGCCAACCCCCCUAU